Molecule: messenger RNA, 3713 nt
Organism: Salvelinus namaycush (lake trout)
Lineage: Eukaryota; Metazoa; Chordata; Actinopteri; Salmoniformes; Salmonidae
Product: segment polarity protein dishevelled homolog DVL-1-like
Exons: 15
Coding region: 260-2491 (743 amino acids)
Biological process (GO): canonical Wnt signaling pathway; intracellular signal transduction
Cellular component (GO): cytosol
Molecular function (GO): frizzled binding
Source: RefSeq, a predicted model, not a curated record
GAGAGCCACCGUACCGAGACACAUUGGAGCUGGAAUACAGUCAUUUAGAACUCGAUUAUGUCUAGAUUUCUACUUAAUUUAUCAAAGACAAGGUUAUUUAUUUUCCAGCGUGAGGUCUACAGUUAUAUUUAUUCAUGCUGUCACGGUAGCAUUUCGUCUUAGACAGAUAGAUAGACAGAUAGCCUCAUAAACCUAUUUAUUAUUGCACUGCCAACCCUUGUUCCUUUCCUGUGUCAAUGAUUGUCCUACCCUCACUCUCAUGGCGGAGACUAAAAUAAUAUAUCACAUUGACGAGGAGGAGACUCCUUAUCUAGUGAAAUUAUCCGUUUCUCCUGAGAAAGUCACUUUAGCGGAUUUUAAAAAUGUCCUUAACAAUCGUCCGGUCAAUAGCUACAAAUUCUUUUUCAAAUCCAUGGACCAGGAUUUUGGGGUUGUCAAAGAGGAGAUUUCCGAUGACAACGCCAAGUUGCCCUGCUUCAACGGGAGAGUGGUGUCCUGGCUGGUCCUGGCAGAGAGCUCCCACUCUGAUGGGGGGUCCCAGUGUACAGAGAGCCACCCAGAGCUGCCACCCCCCCUGGAGAGGACAGGGGGCAUCGGUGACUCCCGCCCACCCUCCUUCCAUGCCAACGCAGUAAGCAGUCGGGAUGGCCUGGACACGGAGACGGGUACAGAGUCCCUCCUGAGCCACCGUAGGGAGAGGGAGAGAGAACGCGCACGGAGGAGAGCACGAGAGACUGAAAUCCCUCGUAUCAAUGGCCACUCUAAGUCGGAGCGCACAGUGAGGGACUCUGCCAUGGGCUACGACAGCGCCUCAGUGAUGAGCAGUGAACUGGAGUCCAGCUCCUUCGUCGACAGUGAGGAGGAUGAGGACGCCAGCAGACUCAGCAGCUCCACAGAGCAGAGCUCGUCUUCUCAGCUAAUGCGCAGACACAAACGCCGCCGACGGAGGCACAAAGUGGCCAAAAUAGACCGGUCUUCGUCCUUCAGCAGCAUCACAGAUUCCACUAUGAGCCUCAACAUCAUCACUGUCACACUCAACAUGGAGAAGUAUAACUUCCUGGGUAUCAGUAUUGUGGGGCAGAGUAACGACCGGGGGGACGGCGGGAUCUACAUCGGCUCCAUCAUGAAGGGAGGAGCUGUAGCUGCAGACGGCAGGAUAGAACCUGGAGAUAUGCUCCUACAGGUGAACGAUGUGAACUUUGAGAACAUGAGCAACGAUGACGCUGUGAGGAUCCUGAGAGAGAUCGUCUCCAAAACAGGUCCUAUUAGUCUUACUGUGGCCAAGUGUUGGGAUCCGUCUCCGCGAAGCUACUUCACCAUCCCCCGGGCUGAACCAGUGAGGCCCAUCGACCCUGCUGCCUGGAUCUCCCACACAACCGCCCUGACCGGACCCUACCCACACUACGAAUUUGACGACUUGCCGCUAUCUGCGAGUAAGACGGACAUGGCAACCAUCGUCAAGGUGAUGCAGCUACCUGACUCUGGUCUGGAGAUCCGGGACAGGAUGUGGUUGAAGAUCACCAUCACCAACGCUGUCAUCGGUGCUGACGUGGUGGACUGGCUCUACUCCAGGGUGGAGGGCUUCAAGGACAGGAGAGAUGCCAGGAAGUAUGGCAGCAGUCUGCUGAAACAUGGCUACCUGAGACACACCGUCAACAAGAUCACCUUCUCAGAGCAGUGCUACUACACCUUUGGAGACCUCUGCCAAAACAUGGCGUCUCUCAACCUGAAUGAGGGUUCCAGUGGUGGGGGCUCUGAGCAGGACACCCUGGCCCCCCUCCCUCCCCCUGCCACCAACCCAUGGCCCCUGGGGGGCCAGCCGUUCCCCUGCCCUCCCUUCCCCUCCGCCCCUCCAGGCUUCCCACCAGGCUACUCAGACCCCUGCCACAGUUUCCACAGUGGGAGUGCAGGCAGCCACAACAGUGAGGGAAGCAGAAGCACUGGAUCCAACCCCAGCGCAGGGACAGGGAAGGUCCCUGACCAAAACUCCUCCCCACAAGUGAAGGGUCACAGGUCCACAUGCAGUGAAACCGAGCCAAUGGGCAUCCGAGGAGCGAGGCGCCCUUGCGAUAAGUCCGCCAGCCAGCAGAGUCAUCACAGUCAUCACAGCAGCCAUGCCCACUCAAGUCACAGCCACGCCCGCUCUGGUUUCAGUCACGCUCAGUCUCACAGGAGUCACUGUCACUCACAGAACAGCCACACCCACAGCCACACAUCCUUCAUCUACAAACACGCCCCUUUCACCAAGCCUGGGCCCGGCUCGUGUGGCCACAGCGAGCGAAGCCACGCCUCUUCCUACGGCCCCCCCGGCCUGCCCCCCCCAUACUGCCUGUCCCGGCUGGCCUCUAAGACCUCCGUCAGCAGUAGCACCCCUCCCGGGGCUCCCCCGGUACGGGGGCUAGGAGCCGUCCCCCCUGAGCUCACGGCUAGCCGCCAGUCCUUCCAGCACGCUAUGGGCAAUCCCUGCGAGUUCUUUGUUGACAUCAUGUGACAGACAGGACAGUGCCUUUUAAAAACUUGCUGAGCACAAACAAGCCCCCCCGUCCUACCGCUCGUCCGUCCCACCUCACCUUCUCUUCUUUACCCCAUUUGCUACUGACUAUUCCUGAGUUGAGAAUGUAGAUGCUGGUCCCCUCCUUCCCCAUGCUAUCACAACGGCCCCUCGGAUGUCGGAGCAGGGGAGGACAGGAGACAAGAGCACAACAGAACUGAAGAGAGUCCUGCUAUCACAAAAACACACAGAGCCUCAGUGUCUGAUCAGAACCCCCAGCCAGCUCUUUUGUAUUGAUGUGACGUGAACAGUUUGUGAAAUCGAUGUGAGUGGUGUUCAAAGUGGUGAUCCUUGUGAGCUGCCACAGACAGUCCAGUCCCGAGAGCAUGUAGUACUCUAUGUGAAGUACAAGCACCUGCUGUUUGUUGAACCAGACGUCCAAGCCAACUGACUGGGUCUGGAUCUCAAUCCCCCAGACCCACCUGGACACAGAGCUCUGGAAGAGGGAAGCCUCACUGGAGGCUCUGGACUCUGAGUCAGCCUCCUAGAAUGUCGCCCUUGACACAAACUUCUACUAUUUGGCCAAUCAUACCAAAACUCCUGCUCUAACUGACUGACCUGCUAUCUUAUCCGGUCUGCAGGGGGACCGUGACAUAUUCUAACUAGUCAAAGCUAGCCUUGGCCUAUUUGACAGCCCUUGUAUUUGUCCAACUAAGAAAGGGACUGUAACCAGUUGUUAGUUUAAACUAUAGGCUGCUUAUCUUCAUGACUAUCUCAACUGCUUUAAAAGGAAAAAACGUAUUAAUUUUGUUAAAUAUUGAAAAUUGGGGCUUGGGCCUCUCGCCAAAGGUCUAAAGGAAGAAUCCAUACACUGGAGAAUGUUUGAUGUUAUUUAUGUGAUCAUGAUGUUGCAUUGACGGUCAGUGUCAUACCUUGUCUCGCUCUAUGGCUGACACACGUAGACACUCAGUCAGACAUCGUUUCCCUCUGUGACUCAGUGGCCAGUAUAUGACCACUGUCCUAGCUGUGCUUUGUCCAAUGCAUCAUUAUUAUUGCAGUCAAUUGACUCCUGACCGCCACAACAGACUCAUGUUGUGAACACAUUAGAUUUUUUACUGUUUCUACAUACACUAUAUAUGCAAAAGUAUGUGGACACCCCUUCAAAUUUGUGGAUUCGGCUAUUUCAGCCACACCCGUUGCUGACAGGUGUAUAAAAUCGAGC